Messenger RNA from Exserohilum turcica Et28A, 2218 nucleotides. RefSeq lists its product as uncharacterized. The record is from RefSeq and is a predicted model, not a curated record. Bases 20 to 2218 code for a protein of 732 amino acids. Gene Ontology annotation, biological process: peptide metabolic process; proteolysis. The transcript has 3 exons. Gene Ontology annotation, molecular function: metalloendopeptidase activity. Lineage: Eukaryota; Fungi; Ascomycota; Dothideomycetes; Pleosporales; Pleosporaceae. Gene Ontology annotation, cellular component: mitochondrial intermembrane space.
GCCCCUCACAAACUCCACCAUGGCGCCGCCCCAGUACCAGACGCCGCCCCAGCUGCCCCCCAAGUUCACGGCUACCAAGCAGAGCCUGGUCGACGAUGCAAAGAGGCUGAUUGACAGAUCACGAAGCGUCCUGGAUGGCAUUGUCCGCGACGUCAAGCCCGAGAGCGCCACCUUUGCCAACACGCUGCUCCCCAUUGCCCGCGAUGACAACAAAAUGGCUAUUGAAUCCCACAUCCUCGGCUUCUACAACGCCGUCUCGACGAGCAAGGAGCUGCGCGAUGCCUCGAGCGAGGUGGAGCAGAUGCUCGACGACUUUGGCAUCGAGUCGUCGAUGCGCGAGGACGUCUUCAACCUCGUCGAUGCCGUGCUGAAGAAGGGGGAGAAGCUCGACCCCGAGUCGCAGCGCCUGCUGGAGAAGGACCACAAGUCCUUCAUCCGCAACGGUCUGAACCUGCCCGCGGGGCCCAAGCGGGAUAGGUUCAAGGAGAUCAAGCAACGGCUGAGUCAAAUCAGUAUUGCUUUCCAGAAGAACCUCAACGAGGAGAAUGGCGGUCUGUGGUUCACGCCCGAAGAGCUCCACGGCGUGCCUGAAGAUGUUCUCUCGGGGCUCAAGAAGGGCGAAGGCGAGUUUGAGGGCAAGCUGUUCCUCACCUUCAAGUACCCGGACCUCUUCCCCACGCUCAAAUACGCCACCAACCCCGAGACGCGCCUCAAGGUCUUUGUCGCCAACGAGAACAAGUGUAACGACAACGUGGCCCUCUUCCAGGAAGCAAUUCUCCUCCGUGACGAAGGAGCCCGCAUCCUCGGCUACGACAAUCAUGCGCAGUUCCGCAUAGAAGACAAGAUGGCUAAGACAACCAAGACGGUCGAUGACUUCCUCGGAGACUUGCGCAACAGACUGGCGCCGGGCGGACAGAAGGAAAUCGAGAAGCUCAUGGAGCUGAAGAAGCAAGAUGUCAAGGAGAAUGCACUCACCGGCCCGCUCACCGAAGACUAUUAUCUUUGGGACAACCGGUACUACGACCGCUUGAUGCUGGAAAAGGACUACCAGAUCGACCACCAGGUCAUUGCCGAGUACUUUCCCCUGUCGACAACAAUCCAGGGCAUGUUGAAGAUCUUCGAGGAGCUCUUCGGCUUGGUCUUUGUCGAGAUUGUCGGCGAGGAAGAAAGGGCGGCUCUUGCAGAUGGCGGCAAGGGGUCCGACAUUGUUUGGCAUGAGGACGUGCAGAUCUUCAGCGUUUGGGACGACGAAGGCGAAGGUGCAGGCUUUGUCGGCUAUCUCUACCUGGAUCUUUUCCCACGAGAUGGCAAGUACGGACAUGCGGCCAACUUCAACCUCCAGCCAGGCUACAUUGAUGAGAAUGGCAAGCGUCGCUACCCCGCUACCGCCCUCGUCUGCAACUUCUCCAAACCCACACAGAAGAAGCCUUCGCUGCUGAAGCAUGACGAGGUCGUCACCCUCUUCCAUGAGCUCGGACACGGCAUUCACGACCUGGUGUCUCGUACAACUUACUCUCAUUUCCACGGUACAAACACUGUCCGUGACUUUGUUGAGGCCCCAUCUCAGAUGUUGGAGAACUGGUGCUGGACCCCUUCGCAGCUGCGCUCCCUGUCGCACCACUACUCCUACCUCUCUUCCGACUACGAGAAGGCGUAUCUCGAGUCCUCAGGCAAGAGCUCGAAGCCGGCCGAGCAGAUUCCCCAGUCGCUUAUUGCCAAGCUGAUCUCUACCAAGCACGUCAAUGAUGCCCUUUUCAACUUGAGGCAGCUGCACUUUGGUACCUUUGACAUGGCCGUUCAUGAGCCUGCUAGCCACGAAGAGCUGAAGAAGAUGGACAUUACAGAAAAGUACAACUCUCUGAGACGCGAGAUCAGUCUGUUGAAGGGCCCUGAGGCACUCGAGGGUGACAAAAAGGGUGACUGGCACUGGGGUAACGGACAGGCUACCUUUGGCCACUUGAUUGGUGGCUACGAUGCUGGGAUGACACAUGCUGACCAUGGCAGUUACUACGGCUACCUCUCGUCUCAAGUCUACUCAACCGACAUGUUCUACACUGUCUUCAAGUCAGACCCCAUGAACCCCAAGGAAGGCCGUCGCUACCGCCGCACUGUACUUGAACGCGGAGGCUCCGUGGAGGAAAUGGUCAUUCUAGAAGAAUUCCUCGGCCGCAAACCUCAAACAGAGGCUUUUUACCAGGAGCUAGGUAUCGCACAGUAG